Messenger RNA from Closterium sp. Naga37s-1, 2133 nucleotides. The record is from the annotation of a GenBank genome assembly. NCBI's taxonomy places the organism in Eukaryota, Viridiplantae, Streptophyta, Zygnematophyceae, Desmidiales, Closteriaceae.
AUGGCACUGGUUUCAUGGGCACCCCCUCUCGCUGCCAUUGAAGCGGGCUUACACCUCCUAGCCCCUCUCGCUGCCAUUGAAGCGGGCUUACACCUCCUAGCCCCUCUCGCUGCCAUUGAAGCGGGCUUACACCUCCUAGCCCCUCUCGCUGCCAUUGAAGCGGGCUUACACCUCCUAGCCCCUCUCGCUGCCAUUGAAGCGGGCUUACACCUCCUAGCCCCUCUCGCUGCCAUUGAAGCGGGCUUACACCUCCUAGCCCCUCUCGCUGCCAUUGAAGCGGGCUUACACCUCCUAGCCCCUCUCGCUGCCAUUGAAGCGGGCUUACACCUCCUAGCCCCUCUCGCUGCCAUUGAAGCGGGCUUACACCUCCUAGCCCCUCUCGCUGCCAUUGAAGCGGGCUUACACCUCCUAGCCCCUCUCGCUGCCAUUGAAGCGGGCUUACACCUCCUAGCCCCUCUCGCUGCCAUUGAAGCGGGCUUACACCUCCUAGCCCCUCUCGCUGCCAUUGAAGCGGGCUUACACCUCCUAGCCCCUCUCGCUGCCAUUGAAGCGGGCUUACACCUCCUAGCCCCUCUCGCUGCCAUUGAAGCGGGCUUACACCUCCUAGCCCCUCUCGCUGCCAUUGAAGCGGGCUUACACCUCCUAGCCCCUCUCGCUGCCAUUGAAGCGGGCUUACACCUCCUAGCCCCUCUCGCUGCCAUUGAAGCGGGCUUACACCUCCUAGCCCCUCUCGCUGCCAUUGAAGCGGGCUUACACCUCCUAGCCCCUCUCGCUGCCAUUGAAGCGGGCUUACACCUCCUAGCCCCUCUCGCUGCCAUUGAAGCGGGCUUACACCUCCUAGCCCCUCUCGCUGCCAUUGAAGCGGGCUUACACCUCCUAGCCCCUCUCGCUGCCAUUGAAGCGGGCUUACACCUCCUAGCCCCUCUCGCUGCCAUUGAAGCGGGCUUACACCUCCUAGCCCCUCUCGCUGCCAUUGAAGCGGGCUUACACCUCCUAGCCCCUCUCGCUGCCAUUGAAGCGGGCUUACACCUCCUAGCCCCUCUCGCUGCCAUUGAAGCGGGCUUACACCUCCUAGCCCCUCUCGCUGCCAUUGAAGCGGGCUUACACCUCCUAGCCCCUCUCGCUGCCAUUGAAGCGGGCUUACACCUCCUAGCCCCUCUCGCUGCCAUUGAAGCGGGCUUAGACCUCCUAGCCCCUCUCGCUGCCAUUGAAGCGGGCUUAGACCUCCUAGCCCCUCUCGCUGCCAUUGAAGCGGGCUUAGACCUCCUAGCCCCUCUCGCUGCCAUUGAAGCGGGCUUAGACCUCCUAGCCCCUCUCGCUGCCAUUGAAGCGGGCUUAGACCUCCUAGCCCCUCUCGCUGCCAUUGAAGCGGGCUUAGACCUCCUAGCCCCUCUCGCUGCCAUUGAAGCGGGCUUAGACCUCCUAGCCCCUCUCGCUGCCAUUGAAGCGGGCUUAGACCUCCUAGCCCCUCUCGCUGCCAUUGAAGCGGGCUUAGACCUCCUAGCCCCUCUCGCUGCCAUUGAAGCGGGCUUAGACCUCCUAGCCCCUCUCGCUGCCAUUGAAGCGGGCUUAGACCUCCUAGCCCCUCUCGCUGCCAUUGAAGCGGGCUUAGACCUCCUAGCCCCUCUCGCUGCCAUUGAAGCGGGCUUAGACCUCCUAGCCCCUCUCGCUGCCAUUGAAGCGGGCUUAGACCUCCUAGCCCCUCUCGCUGCCAUUGAAGCGGGCUUAGACCUCCUAGCCCCUCUCGCUGCCAUUGAAGCGGGCUUAGACCUCCUAGCCCCUCUCGCUGCCAUUGAAGCGGGCUUAGACCUCCUAGCCCCUCUCCCUGCCAUUGAAGCGGGCUUAGACCUCCUAGCCCCUCUCGCUGCCAUUGAAGCGGGCUUAGACCUCCUAGCCCCUCUCGCUGCCAUUGAAGCGGGCUUAGACCUCCUAGCCCCUCUCCCUGCCAUUGAAGCGGGCUUAGACCUCCUAGCCCCUCUUACUGCCAUUUCAUACCUCCAUUACUGUGAAGGAGGUAGGGAGGAGGAGGAGGAGGAGGAGGAGGAGGAGGAGGAGGAGGAGGAGGAGGAGGAGGAGGAGGAGGAGGAGGUGGUGGUGGUGGUGGUGCACUCACCUCAGAGAUCCACGGCGUGA